This is a messenger RNA of Xiphophorus couchianus (Monterrey platyfish), 3314 nucleotides long. It is a transcript of the gene mybpc1, whose product is annotated as myosin binding protein C1. NCBI's taxonomy places the organism in Eukaryota, Metazoa, Chordata, Actinopteri, Cyprinodontiformes, Poeciliidae. Gene Ontology annotation, cellular component: M band. The transcript is spliced from 19 exons. The record is from RefSeq and is a predicted model, not a curated record. Gene Ontology annotation, molecular function: protein binding. Bases 56 to 2515 code for a protein of 819 amino acids. Gene Ontology annotation, biological process: sarcomere organization.
AGUUCUUGACUUUUCAUUCAGGUAUAUUUUUGAACAUAAGGGCACGCAAAGGAUUAUGGUCAUUAACAACUGUUCCUCUAAUGAUGAUGCAGCCUAUUCUGUGGUUGCAGGAGAAGAGAAAUGUACCACAGAGCUUUUUGUCAAAGAGCUACCAAUAAAGAUUGUUAAAGGUAUUGAGCCUGUGAAGACUACAGUGAACGAAAGGAUUGAGCUGGAGUGUGAGGUAUCGGAGGAAGGCGCUCAAGUUAAAUGGAUGAAAAAUGGUGUUGAAGUCCCAACAGGAGUUCGCUCAAGGUAUCGAGUGAAGUGUGAAGGAACCAAACAUUACUUGGUCAUUGAUGAUGCCUCCAAAGACGAUACUGGAACAUAUUCUGUCAUGGCCAGUGGUGGCACUUCAGAGGCUCAUAUUCAAGUAGACUUAAAACCCCUGAAGGUGUUUCAGGAUCUGCAGGAUAUGACAGUGAUGCUGGGGCAACCCAUAAAGCUACACUGUGAAAUCUUCCCAGGAAAUGUUCCAGGUCGUUGGUACAGGAAUGGACAGCUGAUCCAGCCAAGUGAUCGUCUCAACAUUAUACACAGGGCUAAAAUUCACCGACUGGAAAUUGAGACAAGUUCCCUUCAUGAUGCAGGAGAUUACACUUUUGUGCCUGAAGGAUACUCACAAAGCCUGUCUGCCAAAAUCCACAUUAUUGAUCCUCCAAGAGUACAUCUAGAAAGCUUGAACUUCCCAGACAACACCAUCACAGUUGUGGCUGGAAACAAACUCCGAUUAGAGAUUCCUAUUAGUGGAGAACCAGCGCCUAGAGUGGUGUGGAUGAAAGGAGAAAGGGUGAUUCUUGAUUCAGGCCACAGAGUUCACGCUGAAACUUACGGCGACCAGACCAGCCUGACAAUUGAAGUCACAGAGCGCGAAGACACAGGAAACUACAAAAUAGUUUUACAGAAUGAGGCAGGAGAAGCUACAGCUAGUGUCAAAAUCAAGGUUGUUGACAUUCCUGAUCCCCCUGAGGCACCUUUGGUUCCAGUUGUGGGUGGUGAUUGGUGUUCUAUGACAUGGGAACCACCCAAGUAUGAUGGAAGUUCACCCAUAUUAGGAUACUUCAUUGAGAGAAAAAAGAAACAGAGCUCCAGAUGGAUGAGGCUGAACUUUGACUUGAUCAAAGAAACUUCAUUUGAACCUAAGAAGAUGAUUGAAGGAGUGCCAUAUGAAGUUCGGAUCUUUGCAGUCAAUGCCAUUGGCGUCUCCAAACCCAGUGAACCGUCCAAAGCCUUUACUCCCCUUGCUGUGACCAGUGAGCCGACUAUGCUGGUUGUGGACGAUGUUACGGACACCACAGUGACUGUAAAGUGGCGUCCUCCAGAAACCAUUGGGGCAGCUGGGCUGGAUGGAUACUUAGUGGAGUACUGCAUUGAAGGAACUGAUGACUGGGUGCUAUCCAACAAAGAGGUGACUGAGAAAACCAAGUACACCAUCACUGGACUAACUCCAGGAUCUAAGAUUUUAGUUCGGGUCAAAGCCAUAAAUAAAGCUGGAGCCAGUGCUCCACGCACUCUGCAGCACUCUGUCCUUGUCAAAGAAGUGGUUGAACCACCAAAGAUCCGUGUCCCGCGACACCUGAAACAGACUUACACUCGGAAAGUUGGAGAAACUGUUAACCUUGUGGUGCCUUUCCAGGGAAAACCUCGGCCAAAGGUUACUUGGAUCAAGGAAGGCAAUCCUGUCGAACCUUCCCAUGUUAGCAUCCGCAACACAGACUGUGACAGCAUCAUUUUUAUCCGUAAAGCAGACCGAAACCACUCUGGGAAGUAUGAGAUGACGGUACAGGUUGAGAACCACGUUGACACGGCAAUUAUUGACAUACAGAUUGUGGAUCUACCAGGACCGCCUCAGUGUGUCACAAUUGAAGACGUUUGGGGAGAAAAUGUAGCUCUAGUGUGGACCCCUCCGAAAGACAGUGGAAAUGCCCCAAUAACAGGCUACACCAUUCAAAAAGCAGACAAGAAAACAAUGGAAUGGUUCACAUGCAUUGAGCAUUACCACCGGACCUGCAUCACCAUCACAGAACUGGUGGUUGGGAAUGAAUAUUUCUUCAGGGUCUUCUCAGAAAAUAUGUGUGGUCUGAGCGAACUGGCCACCCAGACCAAAAAGAGCGCUCUCAUCGUCAAAGAAGGCUUGCAGAUGAAAAUACCCGAGUACAGCGACCGCGACUUCAAGGAGCCACCAAAGUUCACUCAACCGCUUAUCAACACCUUUGCUGUUGCCGGCUAUAACGCUACGCUGAACUGCAGCGUCCGUGCCAACCCAAGGCCAAAAGUGAUCUGGAUGAAGAAUAAGAUAACCAUCUUCGAUGACCCACGCUACCGAAUGUUUAGCAACCAAGGAGUCUGCACACUGGAGAUCAGGAAGCCCAGUCCCUAUGAUGGCGGCAUGUACACCUGCAAGGCCAUCAACGACCUGGGGGAGGCCCAGGUGGAGUGCAAGCUGGAGGUCAAAGUCCCAACUCAAGAAUUGUGAAUGUAUGUUCUCAUAUAAAAGAUAAGGGGGAUUUACCUUCUUCGAGCUCCUGCAGCGUGGCGUACCCUUACACCUGAUUGAUAAAUACAUGAACGAGUCGAAGAUCGUAGAGCAAGACAAAUGAAACUGAAACCACUACAAAAAGGAGCCUUAGCUUUGCAAAAAUCGUCCACCAUCAGCGACUCUCGUCUCUCGCCUCUCUUUUUGGAUCAGGACACUGAUGACGGAUUGACAGGAACGGGAUGAAUGGAUCGGUUCUGGUGGACGGAGUUCUGGUCUGUGUUGUGGAAUGCUGUGUGCAUGUUUGAAGCUUGUUGUUGCCAUAGAAACACAGUCAUUUCAUCUCCUUUCACUCCCUGUUUUGUUUGAAAUAAUGUAUCACCUCAGAACCUACUUUAGUGUUUAAGAACAAGAAAAAAAUAAUAAUUUAAAUGAGGAUUAGUGAACAGCAACUCAUGUCUGAGGUAUUUUCUGUGGGUUUUUCAUGGGUUUGGUCAGUGAAUGUGUUAUUUUUCAUUGGGGAGUUCCAUAGAAAAGAAAAAGAAAUGUUUAAAUUAUCGAUGUUAAUUUGAGUUUAACUCAACACGAUAAGAACGACUUGGGUAAAGUUGGAGAAAGAAACUUGAUUUAUUCUUUGGCGUUUUGUUUUUCUUGUGAGGAAAUAUAGAAGUUUACUCACAUGCAUGACAUCUAAACCUUUGAGUUUAUUUUGGGCUGAUAAGGGUUCCACCAUAUUUGCAUGCCUUUUCCUUUGUAAUUACGAACUGCAGUUAUAAUAAACCUCUCAAUUACGUCUGUC